This is a messenger RNA of Bactrocera latifrons, 1275 nucleotides long. Its product is annotated as CD82 antigen. Gene Ontology annotation, cellular component: membrane. The record is from RefSeq and is a predicted model, not a curated record. The coding region runs from base 39 to 848 and encodes 269 amino acids. NCBI's taxonomy places the organism in Eukaryota, Metazoa, Arthropoda, Insecta, Diptera, Tephritidae. The transcript is spliced from 6 exons.
CAUUUUCAACGCUCAAUCACAACAUAAAAGCUGCCAAAAUGGGUUCCGAUUGUGGCGUCUGGCUGGCCAAAUAUCUGCUAUGCCUUUUCAACUUCCUCUUCUUUGUCGUUGGCACAAUCGUGCUGGGCACUGGCAUUUGGCUGGCGGUCGACAAAGCCUCGCUAAUUGCAUUGCUCAAGAUGGUGGAAAGCGAUCAAAUAACCCAAUUCACACAGCCGCGUGUCAUCGAGCAGAUGGCGUACGUUUUGAUUGCUAUCGGCGCCGUUAUGUUCUUCAUGAGCUUCCUCGGCUAUUGUGGCGCGAUACGUGAGUCGCGUUGCCUGCUGACAACGUAUGGCGUUUUCAUGAUUCUGCUGCUCAUUGCCGAAAUCGUUGCCGGUGGCUUGGCUGCUUUCUAUAAAGAAAAGGCGCGCGCUGAGACCAAAACUUUCCUGCAAUCCACCAUCACCGAUUAUUACUCCACCCAUGAAAAUAUGGACGCCGUCACACUCAUGUGGAAUCAACUGAUGAGUCAGAUGAGCUGUUGCGGCGUGAAUGACUAUCGUGACUUCGAUGCCUCACUCGCAUGGAUCAGCAACAAGGGUAAUCGCACGCUGCCCGAAGCUUGCUGUGUGCUGAAGGAUGUGAGCCAAAUGUUGCCGCGUGACGAUGAUUGCGUGAUAAAUCCUAGUGAGAGCAACAGCUUCUACAAGAAGGGCUGCUAUGAAGUAUUCACCGACUGGAUUAUCUCCCACCGCGAAAUCAUUAUUGGCGUGCUGCUGGGUGUUGGCAUUGUUCACUUGUUCGCCAUCUUUUUGGCAUUCUGCCUGUGCAAGGCGUUCGCUAAGUACCAUGGCAUGCGUCUUUAAGAUUCUCCCCAUGCAAAGCUAGCCAAUUAGUAGCACCAAAUAUGACUAGUGAAGCAAAAAGCAAAAAGAUGUUGUGACGAAAAGACUUCGACAAUUAUGAGAAGCCAUUUCUGUCUCUUUUCGUAAAUUGUUUAUAUUGUUGAGUUAUUAGUUUUACAAAUUUUUGGACAAAUUUUGUAGAAACCUUUUUUUAUUGGUAAUAAGUAGUUUACAGACAUUUUUGUAAAUUUUUAUUGAAACUUUUGCAUAACUUUAUGCAUAUGGAUAUUGAACUAUUCGAACAAUUAAUAAUAUUGUUAAAUAUAUUUGAAUAGUUACAAACAAUCAGAUGGGAAAAUAAUUAAGGAAAAACAUUUGUUGAUGAAUGAGUAUGCAAAUAGCAAAGCGCCUUGAGUUAGGUUUUGCUAAAUUUAAGUAAAAAAGAGAG